Molecule: messenger RNA, 495 nt
Organism: Suillus paluster
Lineage: Eukaryota; Fungi; Basidiomycota; Agaricomycetes; Boletales; Suillaceae
Exons: 1
Coding region: 1-495 (164 amino acids)
Source: RefSeq, a predicted model, not a curated record
AUGCACAAAGACGGACGCAAUGUUGACAUCAUUGUCACCAACAUGGCAUCUGCUGUCGCCCCUAUCUUCCAAUUCCACAGUAUGGUCAUUAUGAACUUCAUAUCUGCAGAGGCUGUUUUCUGUGCCUACCUGGCACGGACGCUCGAAAUGUCUGGAUUGGUACAUCCCAGAAUAUACAAACAAAAUGGGACUAACCUGGCCACCAUCAUAAGCCUCACCAAAUACAUCAGAAGAGGGUUUACCUUAUACUCAGAUAUCACGGAACUCUCGCAACAUGAUUCACGCUGUGUCAAAACAUAUUAUUGUCCGCACAUGACGCGAAGCACCAAUGACAAAGGCAGACUGGCUUGGGUAUUCAGGCAUGCUGAAACACCUGGUACCAGUUCACAUAGUGCAAGCUACAUUGACACUAGUGCCAUCAUAUGGUGUCUGGGAGGGGACCAGUGUGCGAAUGAGAACGUAUCCAGGUCUCCUUCAUUCAUUUUCGCCACCUGA